AACUGGACAGCGUCAUCGGGAACGGUUUGCUGUUUGCUUAGCUAAAUAGGUUGUUGCUCAGUUAUGAUUAUACAUCCUUUUGGCGAUUUCAGAUAGGGUGUAUUUUCGCUUCGGGACAUUGUCGAAUUAUAUUUGCAUAAAGAUAGAAGAUUUAGUCAAUUUAGCUGCCUGUCAGUAUCUGAUUAAAUUUGAUAACCUUAGCUGGAAAAGCAAUUGGUUUACCCCAAUUAAUAUGGAUCCUUUUGUGGAGCAGUUAGCGGGCCGCACGCAGGCCAGACAGGCGAGCUUGCAGCAGCGGGCUGCACAGAGGGCGAACCCGUCGGCCUGUGAAGGGAUGAGUGGGACUCCAGGAUCCCUCAAGAGACAGAGAGAGCCCCUGUCAGACAACGGGAACCUCCUGUCCUCUGCGGGUCACAUGGACAGUCUGAAGCGCCGCUGCCUGGUUCCAGUGGGAGACCAGCACCUGAACCCCUCCCUCCAGUGGGCAGAGUCUCCCCCCAAGCCACGCCCCCGCAGGGCGGAGCUGGAGGCCAAGCCGGACACCCCUGCCAUCUCCUCGGUCAAGUCCAGACUGAAGCUGUUAACUGAGAAAAAGGAGGCAGAUGGUGCUGUGCCCUCAGCAGUGGGAGUGACUCCACUGACCCAGAAAAGCCAGCCAGGGUCAGUAGGAGAGGGGGAGAACUGGGCAGAGUUUCACCUAGGCGACGCGGCGUUUCGCUCCCGAGUGGAGCGGUUUGAACUGGGGCCCCCUGCGGACAGCCCCUCCCUGUCCUCGCCCCGGCCGAACGUCCACUCCGGCUUCGCCCGCGCCAUCCAGGAGAGACUGCAGAAAGCAGAGACCCCCAGCACCAGCCGGGCCAAGCGCCUCCGCCAGGAGCGUGAGCAGGAGCUGCUUCUCCUGAGAGCCCAGCCAAUCACGAACAACGCCUGGCUGAAGACGAGCUCCGCUGAUAACUCGCUGGUUGAGGUAAGCCUGUCCAUGGGCGAAUCCUCCCCAUUGGCUCCGUGUGUCAGGAGUCGACUGCAGUGGCACCGCCUGCACCUCUGGGACACGUCCAGCUCGCAAGCGGAGGAUGGCGGUAAUGCCACGAGCUGCGACUCGCCGCCUGAGGACAGCGGCGUGGCUGUGACGCCCGCCUUCAACACCACGCCCGCCUUCACCACCACGCCCGCCUUCACCGAGGAGCCCAGCCCUCAGAGAGCACCCGCAGACGCCGAGCCCAGUCCCCCAGAGGAGCUCAGCACCUCCAGGAUGAUCGACCUGAUGUUCGAGGGAGUCCUGGACACCACCGAGGAAGUGGAGGAGGAGGAGGAGGAGGAGGAGGAGGACAGACAGGGUGAAGAGGAAGGAACGGAGGGAGAGUAUAACGCUGUCACAGAGGCUGAUGAGGAGAGGAGAGAGCAGGAUGAGAAGAAAGAACAGCAGCAGGAGGAGGGGGAAGGAGAAGGGAGCAGUGAGGAUGAGCUGUUGAGCCCCCUGCCCGGCUGCAUCCUCUCUCCCCUCAGUAAGGCCGUGGAGGCUGCGGUCACCCCUCUGAGACUACCCUCCAACCUUCAGAAUGAAGCUCAGCCCAAACUGACCCCUAAAGUGACAAGCUCCCCACCUAAAGUGACUGCACCCCUCUACAGCAUCGAUGCGUACCGCACGCAGCGGCAGCGUUCCCAGAAGCCCGCGCAGAGCCUGACCCCAGCGGGACGCGGCCUGGUGCCUGAGAGGCCCCGUCUCCACCCGCUGCCGUCCGUCAACUCCAAGGAGCGAAUCGCGGCGCUGAAUGAGGAGGCGGGCCGUCUGCAGAGCAUCAUCACUCAGACCCUGCAGGCGCUCAGCUGCUGCACAGACCCCGGCCACGGACAGGGAUCGCUGGAGGAGGCAGAGGCUGAGAAACUGCUGCUGGUGUCCUGUGAGAAGCACUCCGCCCUGUUGGGGGAGGUGUCCCGGCUGAGGGAGGAGGGAGGGACCGGAGGCUCCGCCCCACAUGACCCCACCCAGGCCCCCUGCAACGGCACGGUCACCAUCGGCAACGUCAAGCUGCCCCUCAAAAAGGAUUUUGUCAGUUCCGCCCGCUCACACUACGGCCAGCCCACUCACUACUUCUUUGUCCUGAUUCGCUACGGAGUCCACGACAUCGUGGCCACGCCCCUGGCCACAGCGGGCGACGCCCUGAACGGGGACACCAUCUCCUUCCCCACCUCCAUCACCCUACGGGAUAUUCCCUCCAACUUUGAGAUCGACGUGGAGGUCUUCAGUCUGUCCCACCGCCCGGGGAAUAACCUGAACACUGUGCGCCGCUCAACGAAGUCCAAGGUCACUCCAAAGAAGUUCCUGAACACCAUUACGAGAACCAACCACAGCCUGACAUCCGCCACCCUGUCCGCCGUGGGUCCCCGCAGGUCCAGUAACUUCACCCUGGUGGGCUGCCACAGGAUCACCCUGCAGUCCCUAGGACAGAGCAAGUUCCCCCUGGACAAGAUGAAGUUUGAGGGGAAAGUGCGGAAGCUCCUGGGAGAUGAGUUUCAGGAGAAGGUGCCCUUCCUGUCUCCUCUGGAGGGAAACAUCUUCCUGCAGCUGGACUGUGAGGGCCACUGCCACGUCCAGCACAGCGGCUUCCUGACGAUGUUUGAGAGUGUGAGCGGGUUCGGGGCGUGGCACCGCCGCUGGUUCUGCCUGGACGGCAGCAGACUGUCUUACUGGAGCUACCCUGGGGACGAGCACAGCAAGACACCAGAGGGCAGCAUCUCUCUGCUGGCUGGCAGCGACUGUGUGCAGCUGGUGAGCAGGAACUCCUGUGCCCGCCCGCACACCUUUGAGCUGGCCAGCACCGUGCAGCAGGGCAGCGACAACAUGCUGAACAAGCGCUGGUUGUCUGCUGACACGCGGGAGGAGAGGCAGCAGUGGAUGGAGAAGCUGAGCCAGGCCCUGCUGGACCUCCACACCUGGAGCUCCCCUUCCAGAACCCCCGAGGCCCACACCUACAGCAGGCAGCCCCAGGAGAGUGUGCUGUAGCCAGCUCCGACUCAUUCCUCUCCCUCAUUCCUCCCCCUCUUUCCCCAUCCUCUGCACCAGUGUGUCCCACCUUCCCAAUCCUGGGGACACUGUGCAGUGCAUUUAUACUAUAAGGGGUACUAUAGGGACAUUUUUAUUACUGGACUACUACAUUACUGCUGCAGGGCUAUACUAAUAACACUGCAGGGCUACCCUCUAUUAGCCUGCUCUACAUUACUACUAUCAGUCUACUCUACAUUAGUCUGGAAUACACUAAUAAUACUACAGUCCUAAUCUCAUACAUCCUGCAUCCCGCUACAUUCAUCUGGACGACACCAAUCUGCUAGAAUAGACUAAAGUAUGAGCAGAGGCCUGGUCUCUGUUAAAUAUUGACUAGAGUGCAUUACAGUCCGUAAUAAUGACAGUAUUUAUAUUGCACCUUUCACAGCCUCAAAGCACUUUACAGUCACAGAAGCUCAUCUCCAUGAACCACCAUUGUGAUUAAGGGCAGCCAUUUUGUGCCAAAACUCAGCAACCUUCAAUGUGUAGCCCCCUCACCAGGGUGAUUAAGGGCAGCCAUUUUGUGCCAAAACUCUUACCACAAAUCAGCUGGAUUGGAGAGGGAGGAAUGCUAAGCUAAUUAAGCGUAAUGGAUGAUUGGGUUGACUAUACUGAGUCAGACAGGACACUCUUUACAAUAAGUGCCGAUGUCCCUAGAGUCAGGACCUCGUAGCCAGUCCAUAAGACUGAAUCUACAGGCUCGCACUCAAUUAAUAUUACUGGACUACUCCAUGGUAUAUUACUAAUGUAUGGUACAUUUAUAAUUUAUAACACUGUCCAAGGAGAUCAAGGUACAUAUUCCAUCAGAUGUGGAUGAUCAUCCACACAACUUCAACUUUAGGACUGGUGUCAACUGUUAGGUUGCCCAGAAGCCCCUGGGGCUGGAGCUACCGUCCGAUUUGUUGGAGCAUGAGGGUGGUGAGACUGUAGGGUUAUAUGCUCUGGUUUCUAGGGUCUGUACAAAUAUAUUUAAUGGCAAAAGGUGUGUUUGAUGGUAAAACAAUUGCAAUAAUAAGCGUGUGUGUGCACUUGUGGCUCGUACUCCUAUACUUGCAAUGGAGUUAUAUUUACAUUUAAUGAGUGAGCUGUGACAGAAAUUACUGUUAGUUCUGUUUGCAUGUAUGGGUGGGGGGGGUUAUUAAUGUUUAAGAAUAAUCAGUUUUAGUUUGUAUUCAAGGUUUUUAGUUUUAUUUUACAAAAUCAAAUGGCAGUUCCUGCAGGUUUCUUCUCCAGUUUUGCUGCUGCACUCUCACAGAAGAGUGAGGAGGAUGAUGAAGGCGAUCAUCCGGAGAUGAAGGGUACCGUUGCACUACCCCGGGGUGUGUAACAUCGGGAGAUGAAUGACUGGUUGCUAUGGCAAUGUAGUAUUCUCCUUGGAAUUCCGCGUUUCAUUUCAGAUAUUGUGAAAUACUGAAAUACUAGUUGUGCUGUUGACCAUGCGCUGUCAAGCAUAGACAUGAACAUUCAAUGAUUUAAGUGUGUGGAGACAUUGAAUGGGAAAAUGUAUUUGUAAUUGUUGAGGAUAAUUUGUUAGCAAGCUAACAUUUAUCAUUUAUUUAAAAGCUUGCUGGAUUAACAAAAGCAAUAUUUCUUGUGUUAAUUGUUAACAAGCUAGUUACCUGUAUAAUUCAAUUCUAAUACUUUUAGGCUCAUUUUAAAUUGGUUAGAGCUUUAUUUUCAUUGUUUAGUUUGUGGCAUAUUAAAAGGUAUCAGAAUUUACUGGUUAGAUGUUAGAUUGUCAUUCAUAUAUUUAGCUUGUUAGGUAGAACUAGGUAGAUUUAGCUUGUGAUUGGCAGCUGCCGAACUGUUCUAGAAUUCCGAGGGAAAGGCUGCAUCACCAUGGAAACAUUAAAUGAUGUCAUUCCAAUCCCAUUGUCAUUCACCCCGACUGUUUUAAACAUGACGUAAUGAAGGAGUUCCGAUAGCAUUCAGGAAGGCACUGCAGUCCUAUUCCGGGCUCUGUUGGGAUCCUAUUGGCUGUAUUUCCAGCACUGCCAGGCAUCUGCUCCACCUGAGCACUUAUGCAUUGGGUCUAAUGAAUUCCUGCCGUAGUUACCCAAUGGCACAACUCCUUGCCAGCAACUUCCACAGGCCCAGGAAACCUGCAGGACUACUGCGCUGUAGAGCCGCGGCUCCCAAACUGGCAGGACCCAACGGUUGCUUCCGGAAGGGGUUGUGGGAGGUAUCUGAUACUUGUGAAGAAAAAUAACUAAUGUUAGUUAUUUAGCUGACGACUUUAACCAAUGCGACUUACAGUCGAUUAGACUAAGCUGGGGUUAAGGGCCUUGCUCAAGGGCCUUGCUCAAGGGCCCAACAGCUGUGCGGAUGUUAUCGUGGCUACACCCGGGAUCUGAACCACCAACCGUCUGCAUUCCAGUUAUCUACCUUAGCCUCUAAGCUACAGACCGCCCCAAUUUCACAUUGACAUUUAAAUACGUCAAAUUGAACACUGCGGUUAAUUUGGACGUGAAAAAAUGCUUCGCUCCAUUCAAGCAAUGUCAGGUUAGGUUUUAAUACAGUACAUACGUUUGCUCCUGAAGUGGCCCUUUGGCCCUGAAAGUUUGGGAACCGCUUCUCUACAGCUAUGAUUGCAUGUAUGUAUAUGUGUUCGCUGUUCCUAUUUACAGGCAAAUAAUUUAGGGCUAUAGCUGGCAUAUGUCGGUGUGAAGCUAAUUACACCGCUCCUGUCUGGGUCCUGCCUAUUUCUAUUUUAUAUCGACAGAAAUCUUUUAUUAUCUGUGUCUGUUUUUGGGUCUUGUGGAAGUCCAUGACGUCUGUGCAGAAGUCUGUGAACACGCAAAAUUAAAAAAAUAAACACGGCUUUGACCGGC
Molecule: messenger RNA, 5874 nt
Organism: Conger conger (European conger)
Lineage: Eukaryota; Metazoa; Chordata; Actinopteri; Anguilliformes; Congridae
Gene: anln2
Product: anillin, actin binding protein 2
Exons: 24
Coding region: 233-3004 (923 amino acids)
Biological process (GO): actomyosin contractile ring assembly; mitotic cytokinesis; septin ring organization
Cellular component (GO): actomyosin contractile ring
Source: RefSeq, a predicted model, not a curated record